GCAAGAUAAAGUAAAGAAGGAAGAAAACAUUCGCCGCCAUGUCGCUGUUUACACCAAAUUGAUUGUACUGGGAGCACCGGGUCAAAAUUUCCGCAAACGAAUGUCAGUGGAAAGAGCUGGUAGUUGCACAUGGUGAACAUACUUAUUACAUAUACAUACAGACAUGCUGGUGUGCGCAUGCGUACACACUGGCGACCCCGCGCGCGCGCGCCUCGCGAGCUGGAGGUCAGCUGUGCGGUAUCAUGCUCUACCUCUACCCCACACCUCUACCGCAGGUAUAUAUAUAUUUGUUGCCAAACCAGCCUCAAUUUGCCAUUGUGUGCGUGUGUGCCAUAAUAUUCACCUCCUCCUGCUCUCACCUUGAUUACGAGUUUCUGUGUUGUGUGGAGCAGAGGCUCGACCCUCCCAGGACAUCAAAGUAUUUGUGUUUUUGUUGAUCGGCGGCCUGACAUCAAAGACACUUGGGUGUGACUGCCACAGACGGAGGAACCUUCACGGCACUGUGCAGUGAGGCUCGACUUGAUGAUAAACAGCUUGAAGAUGUGUUGCCGGGCUGCCAAACCUCUGUGUCUGUCGCGACAGAUGUUUGCUGAUGUGGGAAUCACUAUUUUUGCUGCCGUCUUGCCAUGCAUCCUGCUUUUCCACCUGGGCACCCCUGUGAACCGAGGGUUUUUCUGUGAGGAUAAUGAGCUGAAGUAUCCCUAUGUUGGGGACACAGUCAGCGUUGUCGCAGUGAUGGGGGCAACGCUAAUUACUCCUUUAAUAACUGCUCUACUCGCAGAAGCUUCUCGCCUGGUCACGAGUCCUCAGCAGGAUUGCAGCCUCGUGAGGGCGGUUCGGUCCUACUGGGCUUACUUCUAUGGCUUCGUCGUCUUACAGAUCAUCAUACAGAUUCUGAAGCUGACCACUGGGGAACUCAGACCGUUCUUCAUGGACAUCUGUCAGCCUGACGUCAUGAAGGCUAACUGCUCUGGGGUAAAGAAUGACUGGCUACUUUGUCGGAGAACUGGAAAAGUGAAUGAGCGAAAGGUACAUCACGGACUACACUGUACCAACGACAAUGCCAGUCAGGGUUUGCUCCUAGAGGCCCGCCAGUCCUUCCCGUCAGGCCAUGCGGCGAUGGCCUUUUAUUGCAGCGUUUUUCUGACGCUUUAUCUAGAGGACAGGGUAACAGCUAGCGGGUGUCGACUGCUCAAACUGACGCUGCAGGCGGCCAUGUUGAUUAUGUCACUGUGGUGCAGCGCCACCAGGAUCAGCGACCACAACCAUCACAGGAGGGAUGUCGUAGUGGGGACGCUGCUAGGGUUCAUUCUAGCCGUGGCUAUGUUCUACAAGCUCACCCGACCCUUCCUGAGAGCGCACGACGACGUGGCCGACACCACCGAAAAGCACAACACCAUCACCAACAACUGCGACGUCGACCUGGAAAUAGGGGAGCCGGAGACCCCCACCCCGCUGCUGUCCAAGAACGGCAUCCUCAUCUCCUCCAACACGGGGAUGCACAUCGGGCCGUUCCGUCUGCAAAGGGACAGAACCGAAAGUGGAGAAUGCAUAUGAGGGAUGUGUUGCUUCCCCUUGUGUUUCGUGUAUCACGCUGAAACCAGAGACGUUGUACCCUCUUUAUUAUCUAGUCUUCUUAUGCGGAAAACUGAUCAUAAACCUUUGAUUCGACCUUUGCAAGCAGGGCAUCCUGGAAUCGCACAGUUACUGCCUGGCAUCUCAAAAUAAUAACGACAGUAGCUCUGCGACACACUGUGAAAAACGAAGCCGGAAAAGGCGAAUACCACCCGUGGUCCAGCGCAUGCGCGACUCAAGAGAUCUGUUCCCGCGCCUGAGUUGGCUGUCCAUAGGGUAUAAUGUCUAUGCUGAAACAGAAGCAGUUUUUUUAAAAACUCACUCACUCACCCAACCACACAAACCCACUCACCCACACACUCACUCACUUCAAUGUGGUUCACACUUUGUGGCUCGCUUGAGCAGGAGAGCUAUGGUGCUGUCUGAAAAAGACUGCAAAAUACGAAGCUGCCCAGGACUCGAGGCUGGAGACCAGACAUCAUGUCGGGAAAAUUUCCUUCUGGAAACGUCCAGCAAGCUGCCAUUAACAUUAUUCCUCAGAUUUGUGCUACCGUCGACUCUUGUGCCUCUAUGUGUGUGUGUUCUCGUGAAACUAAGGAGUUUGGUGUUAGAUGGCGCUGCCUCUAACAACGUGACAGGAAGCUGUGUCGUGCGUGAGCUGACCUCUCACAGGUCAAUUCGCAGGGAACGUUAGACCGCGAACUUGUGUUACUGGACUGCUGGCAGACGAUUUUUCCAGUUAACCACAAAAACGAGGCUGGUUUCUACAAAGCUUCCGGCUUAGUUUCAUUUAUUGUUUAGGCUCGCCGAGACUAACAGCGGAGAACUUCGCAAGAGGCUAAGCAUUGGUCUCGGCAGACAGACAGACAUCCACCUAUCCACGUCCUUGCUUAGACUGACGGAAGUCACGUGAGGGGAAACUAGUGAAGUCGAUGACAGAUCUCAUCAGACGACAGCGGUGACCGACUUGACGGAAGUGAAAGAUGAACUGGCACUGGAGAAAGAAUUAUUUCUAGCAAUAGCUGUUGGAAAGUGUCAGAAGAGUAGCUGUGUUGGUUGAAAGCAAUAGUCAGCUUUCAAAACAUCUACACUAACAUAAAUAACAACACAUUUCAGGAGCAUGAAUGUAUCACAUUUUUUCCUAUGUUCUGUUUCUGCCAUUUUUAUACUUAAUCAUGUUUAAUGAACGUUCAUCUACCUCUGUACAUGUGAACAUUCUAAACCUUCUUGGCUGUUACAUCAUGAAUACGUUUACAGACAUUGUGUUGUUAUUGUUUACCUGUUAUCUUCAUCGGUUUGAAUAUUUAUGACUUGGACGUUCUCGAAGAUGGUUCAUGCACAUUUGUUUGACCUAUGGAUGAGGUCAGGGGGUAGGGUUCGUUAUCAGUCACGGUGUUGAUGACGUCAGGGGGCGGGGCAUCGUUAAAACGGGUCCUGUUGUAAAUAUUUAUUUACAGUCUUGGUACUGACAACGGUUUUGAAUUGGCCAACAAUUAACAAGCGAUGCAGAUGGUCAGAAGGGCAAGGUGUUGAAGGGUCCUCAUCACAUCUUUAACACCUUGUAGUUUGAAUCGUUGUUUUUUUUUUUUUUCUGUUUUCCACACAUCAAACAUUUCCACACAACAAGACUAAAGCAAAUUGAUUUGCUAUGUCGGACAUAACGUGUAAUUAUUAUGCUGCUUGAUGGUUGACUGCUGGACUCUUCCAUUGAAAGACAAGGGUGGCUACUCCCUCCCUCUUAGAUGUUAGUUCCUUUGUACGAACUUUGUGACCCCACUUCCUGUCAAACCUCACACAGAUGUUUAGUCACAAUGGUAACGAUUUCUACCUUGCUUUUUGUGGUAAUUAGCUAUAGCUAUGUUUCAUCAUUUGAUCAUUGUUACAUUUGUUACAUUUGUUACAUCUGGUUUGAUUUAGCAUAACGGCUACACACGAAAUGCCUCCAGAUUCGUCUCCCUUUGCAGUGAAAGUAACGGUGCAGAGAAAUCAUUUCAGACUCUGAGAUAAAUAAAAGUGCAUCACACUCGACAGUCUCCUUGUAAACAGGAGGAUGCGCUUCUUGAAAAAUAGCGAGCUUUUCCGGUCCUGACUUUUUAGAGGCUGGGUGUCAGACACCUGUAAGCUGCACCUGGCCAGGUAAUAACUCAUCUGCUUAUCAUGUCGCUACUACUUUUUUUUAAAGCUGAUAAUACUCAGACUUGAUUACCGUUACGAGAAAAAAACACACAGAAAACUCACUUUGAGGAUGUCUGGCUUGCCAUUUUUUUUCCGAGUGUGUUUAUAUGUGGAAGUAAAUGUUGCUAGAGAAGAUGAUGGCGAUGAUCGGGGCUACAGAGGCGACUGUGGGCAGAAUCGGGACAAUGGUGGAAAGGACGAAAUUUGUGCAGAAAAACAAAUUGGUCUGUGUGACCACAUUGGCCUUGUUGACCUUAGCUACACAACAUUUUUAAUCCUCCUCCUCAACAUCAUCAUCUUCUAGCUCUUCUGUGACAUAAGCAUACAGCAUCAACAAUAGUUAUCAGCCAAUCUGACAUGAUAGGUCACAGCUACACCAUACGCAAAGAUAAACAUUUUACAUUGUUUGUGUCUGGGCUUCUCAUUUUAUUCGUCCAUCAAACAAGUAACGACUGUAUCAGUUUUCUAGUGCAUGUCUGUGUACAGUCAGUCUUUCCAGCGAACCAGGAACGGUCGCUCUAUUAGCUUUAAUGUAUUCAAUGUUCCUUUUCAAACAGAGAAAGAGACCAUUUGUUUAUUAUUUGCUAUUAUGUUCAAGAUAUUCAAGAAAUAUGUUCAGAAUGGUUGGACGAGAACUAUUCUUCCUGCUGCAUUGAAGAUGUCUGAAAAUCCUCGUCACGGGACUCGCUGUCAUUAUAUUUGAUUCCAUUGCAAUGGCCAGUAUACUGAUGCUUCAUUCAAUGUUUUAUCUGCGUGUGUGUCGUGUUUUAUUCAGCAACAAGAGACCAGCACAAUUAUCAACUAUUUCUUUUCGUAAAUCCAGACAUUUACGCAGGAUAAAUGUAUGUUUACAUGCCACAUGUUUAUGUUUACCCGAGAUAAACAUGCGUUUACACGCUGUAUACAUAUGUUUACAUGCUUCUGCACGCAAUGCAUGUCUGUUUACUUUUGCUUGAGUUCGACAAAAAUGUCAAUGUUUACAGCUGCGAGGUUGCAAGCACUGCGCUGACUAUUCUAGUGAUUUGCGGUAUUGAAACAUAUCAAAUAAAGUUGAGUUCUAAACACA
Molecule: messenger RNA, 4816 nt
Organism: Pomacea canaliculata
Lineage: Eukaryota; Metazoa; Mollusca; Gastropoda; Architaenioglossa; Ampullariidae
Product: phospholipid phosphatase 1-like
Exons: 8
Coding region: 523-1557 (344 amino acids)
Biological process (GO): phospholipid metabolic process; signal transduction; phospholipid dephosphorylation
Molecular function (GO): phosphatidate phosphatase activity
Source: RefSeq, a predicted model, not a curated record